AACAACAACAACAAUGCUUUAUUUAAUUAGUACAAGAUGAUAUAUAACGCAUUUGUUCAUGUUUUCUGCAUUUGUCUGUUUACAGUUCGCACAGAAGAUGAUGUCCACCUUGCUUCAAAAGCAAAGGCAGAUCAGAUAGAACGUCUGAGAUGUGGGUACAACCUGAUGAAGUUGUGGACUGCAGAAGUGGCCCACUCCCCAUUUGCAGCCACCCCUCUGAUCACAGACGUGAAUGCCAAUGGGAUGCUGGAUAUCAUUGCCGCCCCUCUUAGUGAGACACAGACAGUCCUUGAAGCCGAAACUGGGACAACCUUGAAAAAUACCAAAUGGCCAACACAGAUGUUGGAUAGUUCCAUUUUUGCAUCUCCUUUACAGUAUGAUAUAGAUGGUGAUGGAAUGCUUGAUAUCAUGUUCUCCACCUCCUCUGGUGAGCUUCUAUUCUACACUGGCAAUGGAACAGCUGUGCAGGGAAAAUUCAUGCAGGUUCCUCCAGUCUACGUGAAGCAAGACUGGUACACGCAGGUUGUAGCAGUGUCGGCAGAGAAUAUGCAGCAGUACAUCUCCAGCACUCGGAGGGCCGGUUACAUUCCUGUUGACGCCCACAUUAUGGCCACCCCCGUGAUAGCAGAUCUGAACAAUGAUGACCGCAUGCAGGAGCUGGUUAUACCCGUCUCAUACUUCUUUGAUGAAGAGGACUACAGGCUGCCUGAGAAUUUUGAUCACAUCAACAACAUAGGAGAGGGAGACCUUGGGAAGUACGUGGUGUCUGGAGUCACAGUGAUCGACCUGUCUGACCUUAGUGUACAGCAUUCGAUCUACCUUGAUCUCACCAUGAAAACCUCCGGUUUCCCCGGCUACGUCCUGUUCUCUCCUACUGUGAUUGACAUGGACAGGAAUGGGAGUCACCUGGAGAUCGUCAUUGGAACAUCGGCAGGCGGCAUCCACGUAAUCAACCUUGAGAACGGAGUGAGGGACAGGAGUGGCUUCCCCUACAGCAUGGGUACAAUACAUGGACAGGUAACGGUGGCAGACAUAACGAAGGACGGAACCCUCGAGCUGAUAGCAAUUGACACCAGUGGGAAUGUGGUGUGUGUCAACCAAGAUGGGACACUGUUCUGGGAAGCCAAGAUCUCUGGGGAGAACUCUCCGGGCAGUCGACUCAUUGAUAUUGAUGGGGAUGGAUAUGUGGAGGUUCUCAUACCAACUAAUGAAGGGGAUGUCUAUGCUAUAUCGGGGGUCACUGGCAAGGUACUGGAUGGUUGGCCAAUCCAUGUAGGUCACCCGAUACUGUCCAAUGUGAUUGCUACAAGGGUGUCCAGGACCAGACAGACCCUGGAUCUGGUGUUCCUUGCUAAUGAUGGGGCUCUGCAUGUGAUAUCCACUGACCAGUCCUGCAGAACCCAUUUCCCCAUCGGAGAAACCUCAUUGGUCCAGAUCCUGUCACAUGACCUGGUGGCCCAAUCAGAAGGAAUGGAGCUAUUAAUAGCCACCAGUGAUGGCACUCUGAUCUGCAUGGGAAGUGGGGAGGAGACCAAUGAGAAGAUGCUUUCAGACAACAUGUUUUCAAAGACGCAUGCACUGUCGUUGCCUGCUGAAACGAGAUCGGCAAAUGAUUUCCUGUUUGCAGAACUGAAGCUAAGUGUACAAGUACUUGGGGAAAGUAGGCAUCACUCUGAAAUCACGGCCAGCCAUUUUCAUGUUGACUUCAACAUCACUGAUCCAGCCUUUAUUAAGCCAGAUUCUGUGGCACCCUUAUAUACUCUAUGGAUCUAUUUUGGUAGCAUGAUGCUUCACAAGGCAGUCUACUCAAACCCAGGUCCAUACACCGUGUUCGUCAGCUCCUAUCCACGGCCUAGCCAUGGGCACAUAACUCUUGUGCUUACCAAUAAAAAUGGGCAGAUAGCACAAGACAUGUUUCCUAUAAGGUUCAAUCAGAUAAUUCUAGAAGAUCUUCAGUGGUUGCUAAUGGCGCCCUUUGUAGCCAUGGUAAUCAUCCUCCUGGUAAAUCAUGGUUUUCCCGCCAAAGAUUUGAUACCCAUUACACUGCAGAGCAAAGACAGAUAACAGCUUUUGUGCUUAAAAAAUUAUUAAUAUUACCGGUAUGUACAGUU
Dreissena polymorpha is the source of this 2111-nucleotide messenger RNA. RefSeq lists its product as uncharacterized. The coding region runs from base 37 to 2064 and encodes 675 amino acids. Lineage: Eukaryota; Metazoa; Mollusca; Bivalvia; Myida; Dreissenidae. Gene Ontology annotation, molecular function: protein binding. The record is from RefSeq and is a predicted model, not a curated record. The transcript has 13 exons.